Molecule: messenger RNA, 620 nt
Organism: Ectocarpus sp. CCAP 1310/34
Lineage: Eukaryota; Phaeophyceae; Ectocarpales; Ectocarpaceae
Source: the annotation of a GenBank genome assembly
CCAUCUCCCAUCUCACUGCUGCUGCCUUGACGUUGCCCGGAUCGGAGCAUCGUCAACAUCGGACUGACCAUUGAAGCGCACUGAACUGGUUUUCCUUCCUCGGAGGUUUGAGGAAGGAGGAGGCACGUGUGGCAAGGAAGCGACGCCUGCGUGCCAAUCGCACAGCGGUCGUGUUGAAGACCCCCCUUCCCCUCGCGAGACACGCACGAGCGGCACGGGCGGACCCGUCGAGAAGAGAGGUCGUAGGCGUUCGCCGACGGGGAACCACCCGCUAAUCAAGGCCGCGAUACGGGGGGCAACCCAACCCGCCACCCAACACAAGCACCGCCGCGCAAGCUGCCGCGACAGCAAUGGCCGUGUUUCCCGACGAGGAGUCCCAGGCCGUUCCGGCGGCAGCGGCAGGAGCUGCCACCCCGGCCGCACCGCACGAUUCGCAGCCAUCGUCGCUGGUGACCAGGCUCUCCGCGGGCGGGGGCGUCUCGCUGUCGUACCGCGUGAGCCUCUCUGUCGAGGUCAAGGACGUCUCCGACACGGGCAAGGCGACGGGGGGCACGCGGAGGAAAGUAAUCGUGGAUGACGCAUGCGGGACCGUCGCUCCUGGGCAGACAUGGACCAAGUAA